CGAACUAAACUACAAGUGUACUAAAACGAGCCUCCCUUGUAUAAAACCCUCCCAACACACACGGUCCCAAUGAAUGAAUUCAAUUCUCAAUCUUACCGACACACAAGUAUGGACCGGUCCACUUUGAUCUUAUCUAUAUUACUCACACUCACCGCUACGAACACGACCUUCUUCUCUCCGGUUCUCGCCGGAACUUUCGACUCAGAAUUCGAUAUCACUUGGGGUGAUGGUCGUGGGAAAGUCCUCAACAACGGAGAGCUUCUCACUCUUUCUCUCGAUAGAGCCUCUGGCUCUGGAUUUCAAUCCAAGAAAGAGUAUUUGUUCGGAAAAAUCGAUAUGCAACUCAAGCUCGUUCCUGGAAACUCUGCAGGAACCGUCACUGCCUACUACCUGAAGUCGAAAGGUGAUACGUGGGACGAGAUUGAUUUUGAGUUUCUUGGUAAUCUAACUGGUGAUCCAUAUGUGAUGCAUACGAAUGUGUAUACUCAAGGAAAAGGUGAUAGAGAACAACAGUUCAAUCUCUGGUUCGAUCCAACGGCUGAUUUCCACACUUACUCUGUUCUAUGGAACCCUCACCACAUCGUUUUCUUGGUUGAUGGAAUUGCGAUAAGACAAUUCAAGAACCUGGAACAUAGGGGGAUUCAGUAUCCGAAACUGCAGCCAAUGAGGCUCUACUCGAGUCUAUGGAACGCGGACCAGUGGGCUACAAGGGGAGGUCUUGUUAAGACAGACUGGUCCAACGCGCCAUUCACCGCUUCUUAUAGGAACUUUAGAGCGGACGCAUGUGUUUCUUUCGCUGGAAAAUCAUCUUGUCCAGCCAGUUCGCCAAGAUGGUUCACUCAGAAGCUUGAUCUAACGGCGGAAGAUAAGAUGAGAGCGGUGCAGAGUAAGUUCAUGGUUUAUAACUAUUGUACGGAUACCAAGAGGUUUCCUCAAGGAGUUCCGAAGGAGUGUAAUAUUCACUAGCUUCGGGAACUUGUGUAGUUAAUUAAGCUUUGGUCCGAAACUCCAAAGCCAGUAAGUAUAUAGGUUCGUUAAAAUUAUGUAUGUAAUGUUGGUGUGUAUUUGGGGUAUAUGUCAAACAAACUCCCCUGUUUCUAUGUACAUACUCAUAAUA
Brassica oleracea var. oleracea is the source of this 1117-nucleotide messenger RNA. Its product is annotated as probable xyloglucan endotransglucosylase/hydrolase protein 25. Gene Ontology annotation, biological process: cell wall biogenesis; xyloglucan metabolic process. Bases 70 to 966 code for a protein of 298 amino acids. Lineage: Eukaryota; Viridiplantae; Streptophyta; Magnoliopsida; Brassicales; Brassicaceae. The record is from RefSeq and is a predicted model, not a curated record. Gene Ontology annotation, cellular component: cell wall; apoplast. Gene Ontology annotation, molecular function: hydrolase activity, hydrolyzing O-glycosyl compounds; xyloglucan:xyloglucosyl transferase activity. The transcript has 3 exons.